Chelonia mydas (Green sea turtle) is the source of this 2274-nucleotide messenger RNA. It is a transcript of the gene ATP1B1, whose product is annotated as ATPase Na+/K+ transporting subunit beta 1. Gene Ontology annotation, cellular component: sodium:potassium-exchanging ATPase complex. Gene Ontology annotation, biological process: intracellular potassium ion homeostasis; intracellular sodium ion homeostasis; potassium ion import across plasma membrane. Lineage: Eukaryota; Metazoa; Chordata; Testudines; Cheloniidae. The transcript is spliced from 6 exons. The record is from RefSeq and is a predicted model, not a curated record. Bases 296 to 1213 code for a protein of 305 amino acids. Gene Ontology annotation, molecular function: ATPase activator activity.
UUCGGUGGGCGGAGCCAGCCCCCGGGAGCCGGGCCAUAUAGCGCGUCGCGAGGCGAGGCUCCGGCCGAGCUCGUGUCCCCGGCCGGCGCGGUUCUGUGAGCGUGGCUGGGAGCCGGCGGCCCGCUUGCGUCCGACCUGCCCCGCGGCCGGCACCGGCCCGCAGCCCUCUCCGCCUGCAAAGCCGCGGCCGGGGCGUGCGCGGGAACCUGCCGGCAGGGCAGAGCCUCCGCUGUCAGGGGGCCAGUGGGAUUUUCCCGUGUCACCUCCGCGCCCAGGCGGGGCCGCUCCCUCCCCCAUGGCUCGCGGCAAGGCGAAGGAAGGCGAUGGCAACUGGAAGAAAUUCAUCUGGAACUCGGAGAAGAAGGAGUUUCUGGGCAGGACCGGCGGCAGCUGGUUUAAGAUCUUUCUCUUCUACCUGAUCUUCUAUGGCUGCCUGGCAGGUAUAUUCAUUGGGACCAUUCAAGUGAUGUUGCUCACUAUCAGUGAAUUCGAACCCAAAUAUCAGGAUCGAGUGGCACCCCCAGGACUGACCGUAAUCCCCCGAGUACUAAAGACAGAAAUUUCCUUUAGUAUUUCUGAUCCCAAAACUUAUGAAGCGUAUGUGGCAGGCCUUAACGAAUUCUUGAAUGCCUACAACAAUGAUCAACAAGCCAACAAUAUGAUAUUUGACGAUUGCCCUGAAAAACCUGAAGACUACAUCGACCGAGGAGCAUUUAAUAAUGGCCAGGGUCAGAAAAAAGUCUGCAGGUUCAAACGUGAGUGGCUGGAAAACUGCUCCGGAAUACUUGAUACCAGCUAUGGAUACAAAGAUGGAAAACCAUGUGUUGUCGCCAAGCUCAACAGAAUUCUAGGCUUCAAACCAAAGCCUCCACUAAACGACAGCCUCCCUCCCGAGAUGAUGGGAAAAUACAAUCCAUAUGUCAUCCCUAUUCAUUGCUUUGCCAAGAAAGAGGAAGAUGUUGACAAAGUUGGCACCGUUGAAUAUUAUGGGAUGGCUGGCUAUGCUGGCUUUCCUCUACAAUAUUAUCCAUACUACGGCAAGCUGCUCCAGCCACAGUAUCUCCAGCCUCUCCUGGCAGUGCAAUUCACUAACCUGACCUUAGACAUGGAAGUGCGUGUGGAGUGCAAGGUCUAUGGUGAGAACAUCCAUUACAGUGACAAAGACCGUUUUCAGGGACGUUUUGAAGUGAAAUUUGACAUAAAGAGCAGCUGAUCAUAAGCACAAUUUUCUUUUCUCCCCUCCUAGCCAUUUAAAAAGUAAAAAACCUACUAGUCUUGAACAAACUGUCAUACGUAUGGGACCUACACAUAAUCUAUAUGCUUUACACUAGCUUUCUGCAUUACUAGGUUAGAAUGUAAACUUCAAGUGUAGCAAUAGUGACAAAAUAUUUAUUCUACUGUAAAUGACAAAAAAAAUUGAGCCUUGGGAUGUGCCCAUUUUUACUGUAAAUUAUGAUUCCAUAACUGACUUGUAGUAAGCAGUGUUUCUGGCCCCUAAGUAUUGCUGCCUUGUGUAUUUUAUUUAGUGUACAGUACUAUAGGUACAUACUCUGGUCAUUUUUCAAGCCAUGUAUUGUAUCUGUUUUCUACUUCCGUGAGCAAAGAUUUUUGCUGCCUGAGGUGUAAAUACUCAAUGGGACUAGAACUGGCAUGGUACUUUAUUUUUUCCGUUUAAAGAUAAAGGCCCACCUGUGAGAUUAUUUAACAGCACUCCAUAGAUCCUUUUUAUUUUCCUGUGGUGUAAGGGUAUUUUAUUUGGAGGGGUGGCAGGGGAAACUAAUUUGAGUUCAUGACUAAAUAAAAAAGGUGAUUGUGUACUGUGCUCCGUAGUGAAUGCUCUUUCCACCCUCAUCCUCCACUAUGUUGUGAGAGACCUGAGUCAGGCUAGCCCCACCAGUGAUGACUGAUGAUUAUUUGCUUUGUGUAUACUUUUUUUUCCCCCUCCUGCUGGCAGCAUCACACCAUGUGGUGCUAAUGUCUUUAUUGAAUGUUUUAACCAUUUUCAUGGUGGAAGAUUUUAUAUUUAUGCAGUUGUACAAUUUUAUUUUUUCUGCAAGGAAGUGUAAUGUAUGAAAAACCAAAGUCACUUGUUUGAAAAUAAAUCUUUAUUUUGAACUUUAUAAAAAGCAAUGCCGUACCCCAUAGAAUGGUGUUAAAUGUUGUCUAAAGUGUAAAACUCUGUUCUAACAUAUGUAAUAAAUAGCCAGGAGCACAGUGCUCUUGCUCUUGUAUUUCAGUCAGGUUAAAACAUUGGACAAUAAAUGAAUGAACACA